This is a messenger RNA of Lodderomyces pseudojiufengensis, 1773 nucleotides long. RefSeq names its product phosphatidate phosphatase. The record is from RefSeq and is a predicted model, not a curated record. Lineage: Eukaryota; Fungi; Ascomycota; Pichiomycetes; Serinales; Debaryomycetaceae. Gene Ontology annotation, cellular component: actin cortical patch. The transcript has a single exon. Gene Ontology annotation, molecular function: phosphatidate phosphatase activity. The coding region runs from base 1 to 1773 and encodes 590 amino acids.
AUGUCAAGACGACAUCGACUACUUGAAUUAGCGAAGAAUACAAGGGACAAUUAUGUACCGAGAAUAUCUACAUCUGUCAAUUCGUUAGCUACAAAUGCAUCAAGAGUAUUCAUAAACAAUCCGGAUGUAUACGAUGAAGAUGGAAAUUUAAUACUACCUAAGGAUACUACGAUACAAUUAUACCCAACAUACACACGACAACAAAGAGAUAAAUAUUUAGUAGAUGUUUCUGGAUUAGUCUUUGCUCCAGGUGCUCCAAAUAGGAAAAAUAGACUCAUUAUGUCUGCCAUAAAUAAAGUUAUCAAAGAAAAAGACAAUUUUGUAGCAGAACAAGAGAUAGUUGAGUUAGAGAAUGAUAACAAGUUCAAUCAAGAAGUAUUUAAUGCAAGUAGGGGACAAGAUUCCGAUACAGAAUCAAUUUCUUCUAGUGAUUCGAAUAGAUCAAGUAUCCUUAAUCAAAGUUAUAAUGGUACUAAUUCUCCUAUAAUACAAGAUAGAAUUAAAGAAAGAUUAGCUGGAUUUUUAGCCAAGUCAGUAGCCAAUGCCCAUUUAAAAAUAUCAAUUGGAUCAGAAAACAGCAAUGAGAAGAAUAUAACGGAGCAUGAAAUCAUUUCGGAUAAAAGUGGAAAUUUUGAAACCACAAUUGAAGUAAAUUAUAAACCAUCGAUAAUUAUUGCAAGAUCAGUAGUCGAUGAAACAAUUUUCAAAAUUGGUGAAGUUAUGAUUAUUCCAAACUCAGGUCUUGGGAUCAUAAGUGAUAUUGAUGAUACAAUAAAACAUACUGGAAUCACCGGUAGUAGAAAAAUAAUAAUGAAAAAUUUAUUGACAGGUACAAUUGAUAGCUGGUCUAUCAAAAACAUCAUAAAUUGGUAUAAAAAUUUGUAUUCCAAGGACGUUAAUUUUUUUUAUGUUAGUAAUUCACCUUGGCAAUUAUUUGAUUGUAUAUAUGAAUACAUUGAUGCAUCAAAACUACCUCAUGGCUCAAUACAUUUGAAAAAAUAUUUCGGUAAUAUAAUGUCAAUAAUUUUGGAACCGUCACAAUCAAGGAAAAGAAAGACAUUGCAUAAAAUAUUGACUGAUUUUCCAGAUAAAAAAUUCAUAUGCAUUGGGGAUUCAGGAGAAGUUGAUCUAGAAGCUUAUGUUGAUUUAGCAGUGGAUUUUCCUAAUCAAGUGUCCAAAAUUUACAUUCGAGUGGUGAGUCAGUCUUUGUCUGAUAUGGAUGAUAAUUCCAUCUUGGAUCAAAUAAGAUAUUUGAUUGACACGUGGAAAUUGAAGAAAUCUGAGGCUUCGAGGUAUCAAAAUAUACCAAAGCCAUCAACACCGCCUCGAGAGGAAACCCCCGAUUUAAUAGAUUUAUCAGAUCCUCCACCGGCUAGGAAAUUUACUCCAAUAAAACCAGCCAAACCAUCAAAUUUAAAAGGAAAUGCAAUUGACAAAACGGUUAUACCGAUAAAUCACCAACAUCCACCAACAUCAUCAAAUGUAGCAUCAGAUGGAAGUCCUAUAAACGGUGAAUCAGAAGUUGCACCACCUCCUUUACCCCAAAGAAAAAGAACAUAUGAUGAGGAAGAUCAAGAAUUUGCAAGUAUUUUUGAUACUCAAGGUUUUAAAGAUUUAGAGAUUUAUGAUAGAAAAGGUUCACAAUGGAUUAGAAGAAUUAUAGAAGCUUUACUAAUGUUAAGAAACACAAAUACAACUUUGGAAAUUUUUAUGGAUGACGAUAAUGAAUUCUUUAAAAAGAGUUGUGAUUAUGUGAAAGAACUAAAUAAAUAG